UUAUGGGGCACUCAACAAGGUGGUAGCUAAUGGAUGCAACUCAGCAGAUCCUCGAUGACUCAAUAUUGGAGUCAGAGGAGGAAGAGGAGGAGGGUACGAGAGGAGAGCCACUGGCUAAACUCAGAGUGUUCAAGAACUUGCACAUCCCUGAGACAGAGCUGCCUCUCUACUUGGGAGAGAAUGUGUUGGGUCGAGAUCCUACCACCUGCUCCCUACCGCUCCUCGCUGGCUCUGUAUCAAAGCAGCACACCAUCAUCUCCAUCUCCGUCUCCCGUGGCAAAGGUUGUCGUGGCAACGCUGCCAUGGAAGCGCUGGUGUGGGACCUGGGCAGCAUGAACGGAACACGUAAAGGCAGGAUCAAACUGACCCCUCAUGUCCGGUACGCUCUCAGCGAGGGAGACGGUGUGGUGGUAGCUGACAUCCCAUGCCAGUACACCAGCUGCCCUGUGGACAAAAUGGCAGGCCUCAGAGACAAGCAGAGCCCUGGGAAGAAAGCCUCUGGGAGGAGAGCCCAGGUGGGGGAAGUGAAGGGGAAGGACCAUCUCAGAGAGAGUCUCCGGAACCAAAGUCGGGGACCAGACACCAGCACAGACGCGGAGGAAAACGUCAACGGGGCGAUUGAUGAAACACCUGUUGUGGGUUCGUCAACAAAGCGUAAAACGCCGUCCCGGACUGAGCCGCUGUCUUUGGGAAACGGAGCACCGCAGCCAGAGGAGACUCUGGUGCCUGCGUCCGACUCCGAUUCUGAUGGAGAACGAGAGCAAAGGAGAAAGAGAAAUCAGACGUUCAUAGUGUCAGAUUCAGACUCUCACAGGUCCAGUCCCAACUGUUCAACAUUCCUGAGUCCAACAAGCCAUGUCAUUCCUGAGAGCCCCAUCACUCCUUCCUCUUCCGCUCAACACAAACCCAGUAAAAGAGUCAUCUUCAGUGAAGAGGAGAAAGAGGCUGAUCUAGUGAGACAGCAGCCAAGCAUCAAAAGGGCACAGGUGAUUGUGGAUGACAGCGAUGAGAAGCAGGAGGCGGAAGAGAGAGAGAAAGGAAGAGUGGCACCAGGAGAACGGGAGAUUGAGCCAAUAACAAGCGGAGAACCGGAAGUGUCUGUGGAGCAGUCAAACAACGUCAGCGUUUCAACAGAAGACGAAUUACCUGUCAGGUUUGAGCUGAACAUGGACAGUGACACUGAUGUGGAGGGGGAGGAGGACGCGGGGCCCUCCGGCCCUGCAGGUAUCCAGGCUCCUGUGAUCUUGAAGGAAGCGGCUCCACUCCCAACACAUCUAGAAACAGACCCUGAACAGUUCCACAUGGACAGCGAUACUGAUGUGGAGGACGACGAGACUUCGGAAAACGUCUCAGAUCCGAAACCUUCCUCUGACGGCCAUAUAUCACCUGAUCGUGCUCCAGUCAUACCUUCCUCUGAUGGCCGUAGAUCACCUGAUCGUGCUCCAGUCAUCCACCCGUUGGACAUCCAUCCAGACAGUGACACAGAUGUAGAGGAAGAUGAUGUGACGUCAAUCAGUGUUACCAGGGUAAUGUCCACAUCACAUCAGGCAGACACACCAGCUGACCAUCCCUCCCCAGCCCAGCCAAUGGGAUUCCACCUAGACAGUGACACGGAUGUAGAGGAUGAAGAAGAUAUGGACUCCAGAAAAGGAGACACAACUUCUGGAACAGAGGAAACUCAUUCCAGAACAGCUCCAGAUUCUAGGUCGUCCACCGCAGCUUUCGAGCUGCACUCUGACAGUGAUGAAGAGAACAUUUUAGAUACUUCCAGUGGUAAACCUACAGAUGUUGCUUCUGACACAAAACCAUUAACCGCAUUAGACCCAAGAGCUGAAGACCUGGAGAUCUUAUCUGAUUCUGACCUGGAGGAAGAUGCCUCUAUAAUCUCUACAGCAACAAAGCCUGUAUCAUCAUCAUCACCACCAGCCAGGAUUCCAUCAGCUGCCUUGGCAAACGCUGGUGUUACCACGACGACCACACUUGAUGUGUCUGACUCUGACACGGACACAGAGGCCCUGGAGGAGUUGGAGCCCAGGUCCUGCUCUGCGGGCCCUGCUGAGGGUCUGCCCGGGUCUGCUGAGGGUCUGCCCGGGUCUGCUGAGGGUCUGCCCGGGUCUGCUGAGGGUCUGCCCGGGUCUGCUGAGGGUCUGCCCGGCCCUGCUGAGGGUCUGCCCGGGUCUGCUGAGGGUCUGCCCGGGUCUACUGACUUCAGGAUGGACAGCGACACUGACGUGGAAGAUGAGGAGGCUGGUGCGGAGGGGGCUGGGGAGUCGCUGAUCCGAAGCCCGUCCAGAGAGAAGGCUCCUGGGGGGACAUCCUGGGGCGACUCUGCUCCCCCCCAGACGUGCUCCAUCGCUCCUCCAUCUACACUGGAGGAGAUGGAAACUCAGGACUUCCAUUGUUCUCCAGACCCCUUCAGACGCCCUUUCCCACCUGCAUUGAGGCCUGUGGUCUCCUCCUGCUCUGACAGCCAGGAGGACGACGACUUCCUCGUGGCUGAGACCCAGUCCUUCGUGUUAGAGGUCCGGGACCACCCAAGCAGUCUACCGGAAGACCCCACCGCCCUGGAUGCCACUCAGCCAUACGACCUGCAGCCCUCGGCCGCAGAGGAGCAGGAUUACCAGGGCGAGCAAGGCUUCCGCGAUGGCUCCUUCAAGCUGGGUCUGUCAAACAGCAGCAACCUCCAUAGCACCCCUCACGGGAAUGUGGAGCUGGAAAACACCCAGGCAUAUGGGAACACAACUUCCCAAGGAAGGGCUUUCCUGGAGGGGGGUUCCGACCAGGAGGCCACCCAGGCCUAUGGAGGUGACAGCAAGGAGUCCUCUCAGCGGUCAGGGAGGGGCAGGCAGGAGGACUUUGCAUUGGACGCCACGCAGGCGUAUGCUUCACUGCCCUGCGAGGAGGGGCGAGGGGAGGAGGAGGAAGAUGAGGAGUUGAGAAGCGUAAUAACCGCUGAGACCCUGCCCAUAGCCGAUGAUGAUGAUGAUGAAGAGGAAACACAGCCUCUGGAGAUCCCCGCUGCGACCGAACUUGCUACAGCUGAAACCGUGCCCAUGUCAGCCUGCGAGGAAGAGGAGGAUCUACUAGGACCCCAACCGUCUGUCCCACUGAGGCGAGGAAGGUCAAGAGGGCAUAAAGACAAUAAGGAAGAGGACACCCAACCUGGGCAGGUGACGACUCAGCAGAGCCUCUCUGAGACUCAGCCCAUGACAGACCCAGCAGAGGACAGCGAUGAUGAUGAUGAUGAUGAUGAUGAUGAAGAAGCCGUUGUAGGAACUCUGAGAAGAAGAAGACCUAGACCGCUGGAAGAAGAGGAGGAGACGCAGCUAAUCACUACCUCGGACCUUCUAUCGGCUGAAACCCAGCCCAUGUCCUCCCAUGAAACAGAGGAGGAGGAGGAAGAGGAGGAGGUCUCUAAACUGUCCGUGGUGAAAACAAGGGGGAGGCCUCAAAAAGCAAGAGAGGCCAAAGCUGUCCCAUGUGCUGUCAGCGGCAGACCUGCCAGAGGGAGGGUGACCAGGGGACAGAAGGAGGAGGAGAAGCUGGAGGACUGCAGCUCCGAACCUCCACGACAGACGAGAGGGAAGAGGAAGGUUGUGAAGACCAUCAGGACCAGGAGCAGCAGAGGGAACGCUGGGACUCAGGAGGAGGAGGAGGAGGAGGAGGACAGUGAGGAAGAGGUGGUUGAGCUGACCAGACGAGGGAGAGGUAGAAGAAGCGGGAAACGGCUCAAACAGGAGACUGAAGAACGAGAAAGACUGGAGAGGGAACAGAGGGAGAGAGAGGAGGUGAUCGAACUUGAGAGGAAGGAACAAGCUGAGAAGGACAGAUUGCGAAAGGAAAAAGAAGAGGCGGACAGGAAAGAGGCCGAAAAAAAGGAAAGGAUGGAGAGAGAGACGAGGGAACUGGAGGAAAGGGAGAGGCUUGAAAGAGAAGAGCAGGAAAGACUAAAACAGGAGGAGAGAGAAACGUUGGAGCGUGAGAGGAAGGAAAAGGAAGAAGCAGAAAGACUGGAAAAGAUAAGGGAGGAAAAAGAAGAGGCAGAAAGAUUGGAAAAGAUAAGGAAGGAAAAAGAAGAGGCAGAAAUAUUGGAAAAGAUAAGGAAGGAAAAAGAAGAGGCAGAAAGAUUGGAAAAGAUAAGGAAGGAAAAAGUAGAGGCAGAAAGAUUGGAAAAGAUAAGGAAGGAAAAAGAAGAGGCAGAAAGAUUGGAAAAGAUAAGGAAGGAAAAAGAAGAGGCAGAAAGAUUGGAAAAGAUAAGGAAGGAAAAAGUAGAGGCAGAAAGAUUGGAAAAGAUAAGGAAGGAAAAAGUAGAGGCAGAAAGAUUGGAAAAGAUAAAGAAGGAAAAAGAAGAGGCAGAAAGAUUGAAGCAGGAAAGGGAAGAGCGAGAGGAAAAAGAACGAUUGGAGCAAGAAAGAGCAGAAAAAGAAGAGAAAGAAAGAUUGAUGAAAGAAGAGAAGAAAAGGUUGGAGAGGGAAGAGAAAGAAAGAUCAGAGAAGCAGUUUGAAAGAGAGGAAAGGGAAAGUAUGGAAAAGAUAAAGGAAAAAGAAGAAGAAGAAAGACUGGAACGGCAAAGGCUGGAGAAAGAAAGAACAGAGAGAGAGCUGGCAGAAAACAAAAGAUUGGAAAAAGAGCGGGAAGAAAGGCUGGAAAUGGAAAAGAAAGAAAAAGAAGAGAGAGAAAGAAAGGACAGAGAAAAGAAAGAACAGGAAGAGAGAAAAAGACUGGAAGAAACAGAAAAGGAAAGAAAGCAGACGAACGAGGAGAGACGGGAUAAAGAAAACGACGACAGCGCCGCCAAAACAUCCACAAGGACUCGAAGGGCAACCAGCAGAAGGACCGCCGCUGAUCCACCAACCGCCGAAGCUGAACCUGCGGUUCCACCCAGCGCGGGCGUCCAGAGGACCAGAUCUCGCUCCACCUCAGUCGGCUCUGAGCAGUCCACCUCCAGUGUUUCCACACGGGAGAGCAGGGGGAGAGGCCGAGGGAGAGCAGGGAGGAACGGCUCCCCACCGGCCUCCGCCGACCCUCCCCAACCCGGCGCCAAUAGGAGGAGGAGGAGGAAGACGCUGUCUAGCACCGUGGAGGUCACGGUGAGGGAGCUUCUCUCCGGCGAUGUUCCCGCCCGGAGAACACGCUCUCGCUCCAACUCCACCAGCUCCCUCAGCUCCGAGGUCUCCGCCUGCAGCGUGAGCUCCCAGGGCCGAGGAAGAGGGAGGAAGACGGAAACUACGUCCGAGAGAGACUCCCACCCUCCUCUGAGCAGCCAGGAUGACCAGGCCUCAGCCCCCAAGCCCACAGCCAGGGGGAGGAGGAGCAGGAAACCAGAGGAGUCCCAAGAAAUGGCUCCUGAAGUUGGUUCUCAACCCGACAGCGAGAAGGCAGAGUCUCAAGAGCCGGGCUCCACUAGGGGGCGACGAAGAGCCAAGAAUAGAGACGAGCCUUCUGCGGCAUCUGCUGAGGAAGAACAAACGUCCCAGGUGGCGGCAGGAGCCAGAGAACACCUCCAGUCUAAAGGUAGAGGCGGGGGAAAGUUCCAGAAAGAAAUCAAACCUGUAGAGGCUGAAAGUUCGAGAGGAAAGGGGAGAAAGAGGGAGUUGGAAAAGGAUGAAGAGGAGCUGGAGGAAGUAGUGGAAAUGAAGUUCAAGAUUCCCCGGGGGAAGGCCAGGGGGCAGCAAGGAGGGGGAAGGGGGACUGGGGGCAAAGACGAAGAGAAGGAAGACAUCGUGGAGAAAGAGGAGCAACCUGCUCCCACCGCUGUUGGUAGGAAAGGUAGAACGUCCUCCGCUCAGGGAAAGAAGAAGAGAGAGACAGAAGAGGCCACACAGAAGGAUGGAAGUGAGAGCCUGGAGGAGGGAGGGAAUGGCGUGCUGGAGACCAAAGCCAGAGGGAGUCUGUCUGUGCCCCAGGGAAAGAGCGAGCCGGAGGAGGAAAGUACGUCUUCUUCCAACACUGUGGACCAGCAUGCCGGUUCAGAAGAGAUCCCCACAGCGAAGACGCCUCGUAAGCGAGCAGCCCCUCUGGACUCCCCCGUAGCGAAGGCCGCCCGGCUCUCCUCCUCCUCCUCCCCCGCGUCCUCGCAGGGGUCCCCUGCGUCUGCGCGACAAGCCCGGGCCGCCGGCCAGACCGUCAAGGUUUUGUUCACCGGGCUGGUGGAUGAGGUGGGGGAGAGGGUGGUGUCUCGCCUGGGGGGUAGCAUGGCGAGGGGCGUGGCCGACAUGACCCAUCUGGUGACAGACAAGGUGCGCCGCACGGUCAAGUUCCUGUGUGCCAUGGCAAGAGGUGUUCCUGUCGUCACCACCGAUUGGCUGCACAAGAGUGGGAAAGCAGGAAGCUUCCUGUGUCCUGAUGGCUUCCUGGUGAAGGAUGCAGAGCAGGAGAAGAAGUUCAGCUUCUGUCUCCAGGACUCACUGAGAGCUGCCAGCCAGCAGCGUCUCUUACAGGGCUAUGAGAUCCACGUGACCAGGUCUGUGAAGCCAGAGCCAGCCCAGAUGAAGGACAUCAUCUCCUGCAGCGGAGCCCAUUUCCUCCCCAAGAUGCCUUCCGCUCACAAGCCUCAGACGGUGGUGGUCUCCUGUGGGGAGGACCAGGCGUUGUGCGCCCCUGCCCUCGCUGCCUCUCUGCCUCUCCUCAGUGCUGAGUUCCUCCUCACAGGUGUCCUCCAGCAGACGGUGGACCUACAGGCCCACGCCUUGCCCGUCUCCACCAAGCCCCAGGAAGGGGGGCGGGGCACCCUGCAGGCCCACGCCUUGCCCGCCUCCACCAAGCCCCAGGCAGGGGGCCAGGGGCGGGGCAAGAAGAAAUCGUGACGUUAGGCCCACAAAGCGACCAACCGCCCAUGUGACUGAAUAUCAUAUAAUAGAAAAUAGCCUGAUGUAUAUACACACACACACAAACACCAGGGCUUAUAGGACUAGACCCAGACAUUAAAUGAAGAGGUAUGGAUAUGUCUCUAUGUGAAACCGUAUAUAAUCUCUAUACCCUGUGAUGCCAUUGAUGAUUGUGUUUUUAUAACAAUAUGAGAAGAUUCUUUUUGAUGGGACAGUUUGAGAACAUGCAGAGAAUUGUGGGGGAAGUACUGUAACCUAAUUGGGCCAAUGAAGAAUGAGAGAGGUAGAGGGGGUUUAUGACAACACUGAUAAAAGAUGAAUAUCAUCUAUCCCUUCCAAUCCUUCGUCUAAAUCAUAGGCUAGACAUAGUGUCAGUUAUUGCGAUAAAAUUUGUGCCUAUUUUAUGAGCCAUCGAGAGAGAUUUACACCAUCAGAUACGUUGAAAGUAAGCCAUUUAUUAUCUCCGUUAGUUUGACAAACACCGCGUGUUAAUGCUGCUCGUUCAUCAAUUUUGACAUAGGAUGUUUACAUUUGAAAUAAAUAUUUUGUAGCGA
This is a messenger RNA of Osmerus eperlanus (European smelt), 7381 nucleotides long. It is a transcript of the gene mdc1, whose product is annotated as mediator of DNA damage checkpoint 1. Gene Ontology annotation, molecular function: protein binding. The record is from RefSeq and is a predicted model, not a curated record. The transcript has 12 exons. NCBI's taxonomy places the organism in Eukaryota, Metazoa, Chordata, Actinopteri, Osmeriformes, Osmeridae. The coding region runs from base 30 to 6806 and encodes 2258 amino acids.